Molecule: messenger RNA, 3140 nt
Organism: Xenopus laevis (African clawed frog)
Lineage: Eukaryota; Metazoa; Chordata; Amphibia; Anura; Pipidae
Gene: lemd3.L
Product: LEM domain containing 3 L homeolog
Exons: 13
Coding region: 1-2355 (784 amino acids)
Biological process (GO): negative regulation of BMP signaling pathway; nuclear envelope organization
Cellular component (GO): nuclear inner membrane; nuclear envelope
Molecular function (GO): chromatin DNA binding; nucleic acid binding
Source: RefSeq, a predicted model, not a curated record
AUGGCGGCCGCUCAGUUAACGGAUGAGGAGCUCUUUUCCGAGUUAAAACGCUCGGGGAUAAUGCCCGGCCCUGUUACAGACAGCACACGGCCGGUUUACCUAAAGAAACUGAAGAAGCUGAGGGAAGAGCAAAGGCUUCGGCACGGGAAAGUGCGGGUACUUACGAACAACACAGCGGCGGCGCCUUCAGAAAGUGAGGGAAUUCUCAAGAGCGGCGGGGAUGUGACGCAUAAGAGAUACAGCCGCCAGAGCCCACCGAGGGAGCCAGCGAAACAGUCGCCGAUCCUUGGCUUCAGCUCCGAUGAGUCAGACGCGGACGCAGGGCUGGGAGCGCACGGGAGCCGGAGGGUUAGAGCUAACACACCCCAGUCCGAGAGGAAGCCGGGCCAGCUGCGGGCUACUGCAGACGCCAAUGCUGAUAGGCGGAAGGUGCCAGGUUGGUGGGAAAUGCGAAGGCCGCGGGGGGACAGCGAAGAAGAAGAAGACGACGAGGAGGAGGAAGAAGAAGAGGAAGGAACUGAAGAGGCGUCUAAAUGUCGGACUAUGAACGGCAGCCGGCACUCUUACUGCAGGGAUUACUCAGACACUGAUGAGGAGGAGCUGGGGAAGGACGAGCAGCAAGCGAGCCGCCGGAGUAGGCGGGGGUCGAGUAAACAGGCCAAGGAGCAGUGUAUGGACAGGGAUGACUUGCCCACUUGGCCAGGCUGGUCGAGGGAGGUGGCUGAUGUGUCUCCUCGACAUCGUGGAGCCGCCAGGAAGUCGCACACUGCGGCAGACUCUGACGGGGCGGGGAAUUUGAAGCGCAAAAACAACAAUCACCUGGAGAGCGGCUACAACAAGGAUCCCCCCAGGGUCUAUUUUCCCUCCAACAGCCUCCCCCCACGGAUGCCUCUGUCCAACCACACAGCAGCCCCUAACCACACGAAAUACUCGCACUAUCAAUACCCGGCCUCCAAGAGGCAACUCCAUAAGGUCGCAGAGCCCGAGGAGGCGCUCCUCCAGCAAUUCAAGAGGGAUGAGGUGUCUGCUGCAGGGAGAUUCAGUGCCCAUUACCUGUCCAUGUUCCUCCUGACCGCUGCCUGCCUUUUUUUCUUGCUGCUAGGGCUCACCUACCUGAGGAUGAGAGGCACCAGUCUUCCUGCCAAUGAAAACUUAAGAAGUACAGAGGACCUUAACGUGGAUCAGAGUAAGAAAAACCUGAUGACUACUUUACAGAAACUGCAUGAGAAACUAUCAAAAACAGCAGGUGAUUACAUAUGUGGCAACACUGAUCACCCUAAUAUAUCCGUCCAGGACGCAAGGCAGUAUUUAAAGACAUUAGGUCAGGAAUAUGAGCAUGAAUUUAAUAACACAUUGGUGUGGAUUUUAGAACACUCUGCUACAAGAGAUGUUGGUAUCAAGUGCUUUUCUGAUCCUGAUUCCAUAUUAAACAUAACCAGUGUGAAAUACCUGGAAUCAACUCUGCCCAAGUUGUCGUUUAUGUGCCGAAUCAAACGUGCAGUUUUCACUGUAGCGCACAGGUCAUCAAUUUUUUUUAUUGGAGUUGGUGUGCUCUUUGGUCUACUGCGAUACAUGAAAUAUCGUUGGGCAAAAGAAGAGGAAGAGACUAAGCAAAUGUAUGACAUGGUUGUAAAAAUUAUAGAUGUUUUAAAAAGUCACAAUGAGGCUUGCCAGGAAAAUAAAGAUUUGGAGCCGUAUACACCAAUCCCUCAUGUGCGGGAUUCUUUAAUAUUGCCUCAAGACAGGAAGAAAAUGAAGAAAGUUUGGGACCGGGCAGUUGAAUUUUUGGAUGCCAAUGAAUCCAGAGUACGCACAGAGACUCAGAAAAUAGGUGGGGCAGACUUCCAGGUGUGGAAAUGGAUUCAGCCGUCUUCAACAUGUGAUAAAAUCUCAGUCAUGCCUUCUAAAGUUUGGCAAGGACAAGCUUUUCAUUUGGAUAGAAGAAAUUCUCCUCCAAAUAGCCUGACUCCCUGUUUAAAAAUACGCAAUAUGUUUGAUCCAGUUAUGGAAAUUGGAGAUCAUUGGGACUUGGCAAUUCAAGAAGCAAUAUUGGAGAAAUGUAGUGAUAAUGAGGGGAUUGUUCACAUUGCUGUCGAUAAGAAUUCACGCGAGGGUUGUGUAUAUGUGAAAUGUUUAUCUCCAGAAUUUGCAGGAAAGGCAUUUAAAGCAUUGCAUGGCUCAUGGUUUGAUGGAAAGCUGGUGACUGUGAAAUAUCUGCGAUUAGAUCGAUAUCAUCAUCGCUUCCCUCAGGCCUUUACAUGCAGCACUCCUUUAAAGCCUUCAAACACACACAUGAACUCACUGUUACACUUAAAUCUUCGGACUGGCGCAUCAAAUUUGCAGUCAUGCUCUUGAAGAUAUUGCAUUUGUUAUGACUGUUCUAAUUACAGCAGAAAAAUCUACUUGUGGGGGAAACUUCAUCUGUCUUCCUUUUUUCCACCCUCAUCUUCAUCAUUUUGUCCUAUUUCCUCUGGUAUUGGAGGUCAUUUAGACUUUUUCAAAGUGGGGAAAGAUUCAUAGGGCCCCACUUAUUUUUUUAACAGGAGAAUGGAUUUAAAUGCAAUGGCUUACAGUGCAUCUUGUUUAGAGUUGUUUUUGUUUGUUUCUUUAAGACAAUUUUCAGAUAUUGCUGACCCUGAUGACUGUUUUUGCUACAGUGAAAUGCGGAAGAUAAUUUAUUGAAUUCCUACAGUUUGUUUUUGUCUAUACAAAUAUUUACCCUGAUCAUACAACUGUCCUUUUUAGAUAAACUGUUUAGACCUGCUGCUGUAGAUAGUGAUUUUUAUUACAGCUGAAGUACAGGUUAAAUCUAGCUGGUUUCUGCAGGAAAUUGAAAAAUUUUUUUUAUUUUAAUUUAAAAGUGAUGGCAAUGGCAAAAGUCCUUCGUGCAAAUGUCUGCUUUAAAGCAGUGAAUAAGCUUCCUAUUUUAUUCAUAACAUAAUGUUAUUUUAUAUAAUAAUUUUGGCUGCACCAUCUCCUAAAGGUCAAACAGCCAAAUACCUUUAAAAGUAUUAGAAAGAAAACUUUAAAUAUCUUUUAUAGGUUUUAUAUAAAAUGUCUGUUUGUGCAAGGUCUGAUACCAAUUGUAAAAAUUCAAAUUAUUGUGAGCAAUAAAGAAACAAUUGGCAGAUGCUGGGCAA